ACCACAGUCCCCUUGACCGCCCCACACCUGGCCAGCCUCUACAUAGGUAGCCUGACCUCUCCGACCCCGCCGCGUCCUCCACCACUAUCGCCCUCAUGGCCGACGACGCCGCAGCAGCUUCUGCGGAAGAGCCGCAGGUCACCUUCAGCGUCAAGUCUUCGAGCGACGCCAAAUAUGUUCUCACCGUCCCCGCGGCCAUCACCGUUGCGGACAUCAAGACGAAGCUGUCGGGUGCAGACUACGCCGAUCUGCCCGUCGAACGCCAGCGUCUGAUAUACUCCGGCCGCGUGCUCAAGGACCACGACACACUAGCCAGCGUCAAGAUCAAGGACGGGCACACCGUCCAUCUCGUCAAGGGCGCCGCCAGCAACGCCCGCCAGAAUCCCGCUAGUCACGGCUCGAGCACCACAAACAACACCCCAGCCGCGCCUCAAGUACCUACAAAUCUCGCCACAGGAACCGGCCACGAUCCCCUCGCGGGCUUGACAGGAGCGCGAUAUGCGGGCUUCCACGGUCUCCCAGGCGCUGACACGUUCGGCCCAGAUGGAGGAAUGGGACCUCCAGACCCCUCUCAGAUGCUCAGGAUGAUGGACGACCCAAACUUCCUUCAACAAAUUAACGAGGCCAUGGAGAAUCCCGCGAUCCAGAACAUGCUCACCAAUCACCCCAUGCUCCGCGACAACCCCGCGAUACAGCAAGCCCUACGGAACCCAGAAAUGCGUCGCAUGAUGUUCAGCCCAGAGAUGAUGCGCAUGCAGCUACAAAUGCAGCAACAACAGAUGAAUAGAGGAGGCGGUGACUUUCCAGCACCCGGCGUCACUGAUACCACACCACAGGCGGGCGGAACAGGCGCCAACACUACUAACCCUACCCAGCCAGCUCUAAAUCCCUUGGCCAUGUUCGGCGGCGGUGCAGGAGGCCAAACCAACCCCUUCGCUUCACUCUUCGCACCUGGCGCUGCUAAUCCUUUCGCACCAAACCCCAACUCCAACACCACGCCCGCCACAUCGCCCCCGGCCACAGCCUCCGCAGGCCAGGGCACACCCGCAAACCCAACACCCUCGACCCAACCCCCUAGCCCCUUCGCGAACCUCUUCGGCAACGCCGCCCAACCCGGGGAGCAGAACCCGUUGGCCCAAAUGACGCAGCAGAUGAUGCAGAACCCCGACAUGAUGCGCGCCGCCAUGCAAAUGUUCGGAGGAAUGGGCGGAGGAGCCGGCGCUGCGCCCCCCGCUACUGGCGAUGCCGCCGCGAACCCUUUCGCGAACCUGUUCGGUCCGGGAGGAAGCUUCCCAGCAGGCUUCCCAGCGUUCGGGGGAGCGGCGUCGCCGCCACCGCCCGCCGACACUCGGCCGCCCGAGGAGGUCUACGAGGCCCAGCUGAGGCAGCUGAACGACAUGGGGUUCUACGAGUUCGAGCGGAAUGUGCAGGCGUUGCGGCGGAGCGGGGGCAGCGUGCAAGGCGCGAUUGAGCAUUUGCUUGGUGGAUCAUGAGGGAUUGCGAGCUCGCGGUGUCGCGUAGGCAGAGGACGAAGGG
This is a messenger RNA of Mytilinidion resinicola, 1536 nucleotides long. RefSeq lists its product as uncharacterized. Gene Ontology annotation, biological process: ubiquitin-dependent protein catabolic process. Gene Ontology annotation, molecular function: polyubiquitin modification-dependent protein binding. Gene Ontology annotation, cellular component: cytosol. NCBI's taxonomy places the organism in Eukaryota, Fungi, Ascomycota, Dothideomycetes, Mytilinidiales, Mytilinidiaceae. The record is from RefSeq and is a predicted model, not a curated record. The transcript has 2 exons. The coding region runs from base 96 to 1493 and encodes 465 amino acids.